AUGCCGCCACGAGUUAGAGGUAGAGGUAGAGGAGGAAAGGCGCCGAUUUUAACGAGAAAUGAUCACGAAGCUGGGCCAUCUCACAGGCACACACCAUCCGCGUCAAUCGGAUCGAGUCCUCAUGAAGAUUGGAGGACCUACCUAGAGCCUGCGAGACACUUUGUCUUGCUUAGCUCCUUGCCAUCAUACCACGAUUCAUUCGGACUCCUCCAGAACAAUGAGUCUGACCACUCGCAUCACUCCUCCAUUCCAUUGCAGCGUUCGGGUUCUCACAGCGCCUUCCAGGACCCGACCCCAUACUUCCAGAGCCGGUUCAAUCCGGUAAACCAGGUGAAAGAACCAGAGGGUCCAAACCCUUUGGGACCAGUUGAUCAUUAUCCUGAGAUGCGGGAUAUAGAGUUGGAUGAAGAUCCAAAUCCUGAGAUGCCACCGAGUGGGACGCCCACACAUCCCAUCGAGAUUUCUAACGGAUCAUCUUUUCAUGGUUCGCCAUACAGCGGUCCAGACAGUUUUGCUGAAAGGUGGGCCACAUACAACUGGGAGUACACUCCUCCUUUCAACCCACAACAUCAACAGCAGCAGGAUCCCUCUGAGGAUUCGUGUUUCCAGGCAGUCACGCCACCGCCAUCACCACCGCCAGAACAGCAACCGCCUCCAAAACCACCCAGGCGCAGAAGAUCUGGUGCACGGAUGUCCGUGCGAGGGGGUUUCCACUUCAGCACCCCCCAACACUCAAGCAACAGCCACUACCCGCCGUUGUACGAAGACCCGCAAAUGGGUGGGCCUUCGAACCCAGUUUCUAAAGUCGACUCAAACUACAAUGCUCUUCACCCCGAAGGACCCUUUCAAGCCGCGUACCCAACUGGGUACCCAGCAUAUGUGUAUCAAUACCCACCACCUCCUCAACCUCCGCAGCAGCAGCCUCCGCAACGACCACAGAUCCAACCACCGCAGCAGCAGGAAAUCCUUCAGAGGUUGAACCAGGUGGAACGAGAGGUGCAGGAGGAGCGUAGAAGCCGCCGGGGUCUACUUAAGGGUUUGGCAGACUUACUAAAGGGGAAGAAGAAAAGGGAUUAUUAA
Messenger RNA from Helianthus annuus (common sunflower), 1080 nucleotides. RefSeq names its product proline-rich proteoglycan 2-like. The transcript is spliced from 2 exons. The record is from RefSeq and is a predicted model, not a curated record. The coding region runs from base 1 to 1080 and encodes 359 amino acids. NCBI's taxonomy places the organism in Eukaryota, Viridiplantae, Streptophyta, Magnoliopsida, Asterales, Asteraceae.